AUGCAAAAAGGGGAAACGUUGUUUUAUGCUUUUCUUCUUUUAAUCCCCAUCGUAGGCACGUGGAUAUACCUAAGAAUUGUGGAAAAAAAAAAAAAAAAAAAAAGGGACUCUUUAGGAGAGGAUGCCAUAGCAAGUGCACACAGGGGAGACCAAAAGAAGUGUCCUUCUGUGGCAGAUCAGCAUAAAAAUCUGUCAAGAAGAAAAAUCAGCAGCGUGGAGGACCCUGCGUCUUUUUGUUUUCAUCAACACGUCAACAGGUUGGGUGCUACUUUACAGGGCGAUGAAAUGGGAGCUGAGAGCAUCCAGUGUGUAGAGAAGGACGCCGCUUUAGGCGGGUAUGCGGAGAACAACGUGGGGGGUAAUUUACCCACUGGGGAGUCCAAUGCGAAACGGGAAUGGCUAGCCGAAGGGUGCGGUGAGGUUACCUCAGGGGAGAAGUGCCAGAUGGGUGUAUCCCCAAUAGGAGGUGCCCCAACGGGGGAGGGGUCCCUGGAGCGAAUUUGCCAGGACAGCGAAAGGGAGAAGCUCGACGCGGGAGGCGCAGCGGAGGGUGAAACGAGCCGCGCGAGGGGUAGCGAAAGCACCAUGGAAAGCCUCCCCGGCAUCAGUUAUGUGAAGGCGCAGACGGGGGAGCAAGCCAACGAUGGCGAUAGAGAAAAAAAGGGGGAGCCAGACGAAGCAAACUCAAACGAGGGGGAAGCAGACAAAGGAAGUGCGAACGAGGGGGAAGCAGGCGAAGUAAGUGCGGACGAGGGGGAAGCAGACGAAGGAAGUGCUAACGAGGGGGAGAAAAAACCUAACCGCUCCUUCGCGAAGCAGCCAAACAGCAGGACAAAGAGAGAGGAGCUGAAGGAACAGCCGGAUAAAGAAGACACGAAUGGCCAUGUGAGAAAUUACUACAGUGACAACUGUAUAGGUAAAGAGGAUUACCAGAAUUCCAGUUCGCACCUGAGCUCGUCGGUGGAGGAUGAGGACUCCGAGGAGAUGAGCUCCAACGAGGGCGACUCGGAUGAUGGGAGUGAGGGCUUUGCCGACGGGAGGAGUUCCUCCGUCCUCAGCGAGGACUACGACGAGGAGGAGGAGGAUGACGAAGAUGGCGAAGAGGAGGAUGACGAGGAUGGCGAAGAUGGCGAAGAGGAGGAUGACGAGGAUGGCGAAGAUGAUGAAGAUGGCAACUGCGUGGGUGGCCAGAACACAGAGGAGAUAAAGGGCCAGGGAAAUGAGUUCUUCAAAAAGGGAGACUACAGGCAGGCCAUCUUUUACUACAAUAAGGCCUUAAAAAAAUGCAAAGAGAAAGGUACCAAAUCUGUUUUAUAUUCCAAUCGGGCAGCUUGCUACUCUCAUUUAGGGAACUGGAAUCAGGUGGUCGAAGACUGCAAUAAGUCUCUCCACUAUAAUGAGAGUUUUGUGAAAUCUUACAUCCGUAGGAGCAAUGCAUAUGAACAGCUCGAAAAAUAUAAUGACGCGUCAAACGAUUUGAAUAAAGCCAUAUCUUUGGAUGCCUCCUUGCUGGCAAACUACGAAAUGAAGCAGAAAAAAUUAAAGUACCUCGCUGAACAGCAGUUAAAUAAGGAGAAGGAAGAAAUGGUGGGGAAAUUAAAAGACUUUGGCAAUUUGCUACUUGGGAAAGUGGGACUAUCCCUGGACAAUUUUGAGGUGCAAAAGAAUCCCAACAAUGAUGGCUCCUUUAACAUUCAAUUUAAGCAGAAUAAGUAG
This is a messenger RNA of Plasmodium vivax (malaria parasite P. vivax), 1716 nucleotides long. RefSeq names its product TPR Domain containing protein. The record is from RefSeq and is a predicted model, not a curated record. Gene Ontology annotation, molecular function: protein binding. The coding region runs from base 1 to 1716 and encodes 571 amino acids. The transcript has a single exon. NCBI's taxonomy places the organism in Eukaryota, Apicomplexa, Aconoidasida, Haemosporida, Plasmodiidae.